Xiphophorus hellerii (green swordtail) is the source of this 1809-nucleotide messenger RNA. RefSeq lists its product as uncharacterized. Lineage: Eukaryota; Metazoa; Chordata; Actinopteri; Cyprinodontiformes; Poeciliidae. The record is from RefSeq and is a predicted model, not a curated record. The transcript has 5 exons. The coding region runs from base 264 to 935 and encodes 223 amino acids.
AUAGCAACUUUACUGUACAGCAAGUCAAUUAAGUUAUAGUGUGAAGGAUUCGAAGUCAGUCUACGUCGUCUUUGAUUUGACUAAAUGCAUUGCAAUGAUUGAAAAAGUAGUCUCAAUGUCACAAUUUAAUGUGACUAACGUAAUACCGUUAUAUAGUGGCCGUAGAAUACAAGCUACUCUUUUAUUUAAUUUAGUUUUUUGGCCUCAGCCCAAGCUCCCCCUCCCCCACCUUAACAAGCUAGCUAGCAUGUUUGGGCACCAUAAUGGAGGAACAGACGUUGUUUUCAAUGGGAUGUGUAACGGAUGUUUUUUUUUUAAGCCAAUCACCCAGUAUAGAGGACAGCAAAGCCAGAUGGCCCGCUCUAUUUGAGACAUCUCACAUCCAGGAUGAGUUUCACAGAAUCACAAUGGUGCAUCUUGAAUCAAAGUUCAUGUCCAAACUGGAUGAAUAUACUCCUCGACUUCUGAACCUCUUCCACUCCAAGGGCGGAAACAUGGGGUUGAGAUUGCAGGCUGUCCUACUCAAGACUCCAAGCAAUCCUGACAUCAACAUGACCAGAGAUGUUAUCAUUCGAUGUUUGAUGCUGUACCUUGGGGAAUCUACAGAUCAACUCUUAAAAGAGUACGAUGAUGCUGAUGAAGACAGUGUGUCACAGGACCUUGCUGUUCAAAGCCUGAAGAUCUACAACAUCAAAGCUAACACGUCAGAGGAUCCAGACAUCGGUAUCGUGGUGGACGGCGUGAAAAUUCUAACUGCUCUGGGUAACUUUCCAAGGGCUUGCUCCCUGCUUGUUGGGUUGGCGUAUGCUGUGAAUCUUGCCUAUCCAAAGGAGCUCAGAUACACGUUUGAAGUGUUUCAGAAACUUCUCCUCGGGCUGGAUAGUUCAAAGCUCUCCCCAAAAGUGAACAGCCUCAGGAAUAAACUACUAGCUUAAGAAAACGGACCCUUGCUAAACAAAAGGGAAUAGACAAGUCACUGUGAAAACCAACACGCAAAACUUUGUGAAAUGCUCUGUGAAGUUAGUUAAAAUUAGGGUAAUUUUCAGUUCAGUGGAUUUCUGCAUGUGUAUUUUUUCUUGCAGUACAUUACAGUUAACCACCCUUUCUAAGGACUGACCCCUUGUUCUCAUGUGUGGUAGUGCGGCCUGUUAUAUGGCUUUGGAUCUGUUCAGGUCUGUCACAUGAGCCCUUGUCCCUUUUAUACAGCAUAGAGCAUCCACUAUUGCCUUUUUGGAGAGUCCAUGCAGGUUUCACCACUGAAGGGUGAUGAUCUGCAGACUGCAAAACUUUGUUGUGUUUCAUUUGCACUUUAUAUAAUAUGUUUUUGUUCAGUUCUGUCUUUCAACUUAUUUUUCGAAAAGGAAAGUAAGUGUCACGGAGCCAAGGGCCCCAACACAGUGACAAGAUGUAGCAUAAACAUACAAAAAAAGAAAAUGGAAGUUUUUAUGCCUCAAAGGUCUCGCACAUCUCUCACAUCUUGUCAUGUGUUUUCCCGAGGUAAGUUUUAUGUGCAUACUUGUUUUGUGCUCUGCAUGCCUCUUAAACAUAAAGUGAACUCUUAUGUGAUUGAUAAAUUGUUGAAGCAAGCUUAACUGGUCCAAGUUGAUUGUUGUUGAUGUGAUGGUUCUAAAAAAUCAUGUUAACUAUACUUUGAGCAGAGUGGCACUAUGUUUUUGACUUGAUACUGAUAUAUAUUGCCCCUUCUCUGUUUUAUUGUUGUAUUUUGGAAUUUUGCACUUGUUGGGUGCUGGAUAAACACGUUUUAUAAAGUUGCACAAAUAAAUGCUGCUGCUGUUUUAUGCAUUGUAA